Molecule: messenger RNA, 640 nt
Organism: Nematolebias whitei (Rio pearlfish)
Lineage: Eukaryota; Metazoa; Chordata; Actinopteri; Cyprinodontiformes; Rivulidae
Exons: 3
Coding region: 59-640 (193 amino acids)
Source: RefSeq, a predicted model, not a curated record
GCUCACUUCAACCUGAGUCUCACUGCGAGCAGCUUCUUCUUCUCCACCUCUGAGCAUUAUGGCCGCCGCCUCCAAAGGCUCCAGCAAAGUGAAGUGCGUGGUGAUCGGCCUGCUGGCCCUCUGGGCCAUCAUCUCCAUCAUCAUCAUCGUGGUGUGGGCCACAUCUCCCGACCUGAAGGGCUCGGCCCAGUGCCGCGCCGAGCUGAGGGAAAUCACAGAGAAGAUGGAGGGGGCAAAGGUGGUUUUUCACAAGGACAGGGUGGCCCUGGAGGAGCUGGUGAAGGAGGCCCGGGAGGAGCAGGACCGGCUGAGUGGGGAGAUCCUGAUCCUGCUGGGGCGCCUGAACGUCACCAACAACACGCUGGAGGAGUGCCGGCAGGAAAACGCCGUCCUGAACGAGAACAUCACCGUCCUGCAGCAGGACGUGCAGCAGCUGCAGCGGAGGGAGGCCAACCUCACCGAGCUGCUGGGCCUGCAGGAAGAGCGAGCCGAGGCCCUGCAGCAGAACCUGACCCAGGCCUCCCAUCAGACCGAGACCUGCCAGAGCCUGAAGGCAGCAGCUGACAGUCAGAUGCUGGCGGCUCAGAGUCAGACCAAAGGCUGCGAGUCCCAGCAGAAGUACCUGCAGAAACAGCUGUGA